UCUGCAUUCAACAAAUACCUUUUUACCAAUAUUAUAAAAUACCCCCACCACUAAUACCUCAGCCAAUAACCCUUUACCUCAGCCAAUAACUUUUUUUUCCCUCCAUUUUUUUUUCGAUACCAGCAAAUUACAAUCCCCACUGUUCUUCGAUCCCCUAGCUUCAUCCGAUAACCCUGUUAUUCGAUACCAGCCAAUAACCCUCUGUUAUCUUCACCUCUAUGGCGUCCCAACUUCACCCUGCAGUCACCGUUAAUAACAUCCGUACCCUUAUUCCCGUCACCCUGGAUAUUGAAACCGGCCAUUACACAACGUGGUCGGAACUGUUCAAAAUCCAGUGCAAAUCGUUUCAAGUUUAUGAUCACCACCAGCCUCGUGUCUCUCCUGCUACUUCGUCAUCGGACAAAGACAAAGACAAAGACAAAGAACAAGCGCCGGCCGAAACCUGGGAACGGCUGGAUUCGAUUGUUCUGCAAUGGAUUUACGGAACAAUUUCCUCCGAUCUUUUACACACCAUUCUGAAACCCAACACAACUGCUUAUGAUGCUUGGACCGUACUCGCAAAUCUGUUCCAAGACAAUAAAGCUUCUCGAACAAUCGACCUAAACAACCGAUUUGCCAGUACCCGUCUUGAUCAGUUCUCAUCCAUGAUCGCCUACUGUCAAGCCAUGAAAGUAAUAUAUGAUCAGCUCACAAACAUUGGAUCUCCGAUCACCGAUGAACAGCUUGUGUUACAGAUCCUGACCGGGCUCACGGAACAGUACGAGAGUGUGGCCCUCAUCAUUCAACAAACAAAACCCCUGCCCACUUUCUAUGAAACCAGGUCACAACUAUGUAUGGCAGAGACUCGCAAAAUAAAUCGAGCCAAACAGGCUGCUCACCUCGCCGGCACAGCUCUAACCGCAACAACUGAUCAUAGCAGAACUUCAGAUGCACGGCAACCAGAAAAUCGACCUGAUUCGGAACGCGGCCGUGGUCGCGGACGUGGUAGAGGUCGCGGAAGGGGCAGAGGGUCCUCUCGAGGUCGCGGUGGAUGGAGUCCUUCUGGUUACCCGGCUGGCCGCGGCGGCUGGAACACCUCCAACACCGGCGGUUGGAUCAACUCGAACACAACUAUGCCACCGCCACAAUUUAACUGGCACCCCUAUUCUUCUUCACCUUGGGCCGGCCCACAACAACCACAACAUUGGGCUAAUUGGACUGUUCCCCCCUGCCCAUACCCCACUGCCCCCAAAUCAAACAGUGCUGGGCCAGGUGUUUUGGGCCCUCGGCCACCCCAAACUUAUGCAGCCAGUCAAGCUUCUACGGAUAGCUACACACCAACGGACCUGACCCAGGCUCUCUAUCACAUGGCACUUCAUCCGCCCGAUCAAAAUUGGACAAUGGACACAGGAUCUCAAGACCAGGACUCCUAUCCUACGAUGCAAUAGUUCUGGUGACCUCUACACAUUGGAUCCCACACAAGUCUCAAAGUUCACCUCACCCUCCACCUUCACUGCUGUGUCUCAAGAUCUUUGGCAUCAACGCCUUGGCCACCCUGGCACAAAUUUAUUGCAUUCUCUUAAAAGUUCAAAUUUUAUUGAUUGUAAUAACUCAAAAACUAAAGUAUGUCAAUCGUGUGUCUUUGGUAAACAUGUUCGA
Molecule: messenger RNA, 1638 nt
Organism: Helianthus annuus (common sunflower)
Lineage: Eukaryota; Viridiplantae; Streptophyta; Magnoliopsida; Asterales; Asteraceae
Exons: 2
Coding region: 219-1427 (402 amino acids)
Source: RefSeq, a predicted model, not a curated record